CUAUACCUUUUGUAUGAUGAAAAGCUGAUCCAUCUCAGAUUCACCCGGGAAGAGAGGGUUACCAUCUAUCAGUUCUCCCGUGAUGCAACCUGAAAUGGCAUCAGUGGAAAACCGACCAUGGUCGCCGACGUGUCCCCUCUUAUUCUUCGCCUACCCACCGAUGGCCCACAGAUCGACCUCCUUUCCGUAGGUGGUGUCACCCAGCAAGAGCUCCGGGGCGCGGUACCUGGACAAAAGACGACUCAUGGUGAUUCUUUUCAGAUACCGAAGAGGCCUACUGACCAUCUUGUAGCGACAUAGUCGGUCAGUGGUCCUGGCUUGAGGGGCAUCUGACGAGCGAAACCGAAGUCGCAGAGCUUCAGCGUCAAUGUGGAGCUACAAAGCAGUCAAAACGACAGAAGCACAAAUGGGCACGCACUUGAGCGUAUUCUGAGCCUACGGGUCGACGAGCAGGUUUUCGGGCUUGAUAUCGCGGUGAAUGGUGUUGUGCUGAUGGCAAUAUGCGAUGGCAUUGAGUAGCUGCCAAAUGCAGUACUUCACCUUCUCCAGCUACAUCAAACACAGCACACUCCGCUGGCUGCCUUCACUUCCCUCUUACCUCAAGCCCCUCCGGGUGCAUUUCUAGGAACUCCAGCAGGUUCUUCUCGACGUACUCAAAGACAAGAUAGAGUUUUCCCUUCCUUGAAGGGAGAGAGACGUAGAAGACCAUCUGUAGUGCCAGAAUCCUUUUACCGCCAACCUGCGGAAAGCUUCCUUUAGCUCAACGAUGUUCUCCUGCCGAAGCAUCCGGAGAAUCUUGACCUCGCGAAUCGUUGUCUUCUUCACCACAUCGUCCUCUGCACAACAUGGACACCUUUCAACCCCUUACACAAACAAUAUCAUCACCACCUUCGCUCUCCUUGAACUUUUUAAUUGCCACGACCUCUUGCGUUUCCUGCACACAUGUCGCCACGUCGAGAAGGCCACACACUUAUCAAACUUAGCGAAAGCCAUUACCUUGUUUCGGCAUCGCAACACAACCCCAUAUGCCCCCUCACCAACAACUCCCAAUACUUCAUACUUAUUCAUCACCCCGAGGAGAUUGGGGAAGGGGGCUCCCUUGGGGCGCAACACAUGUGUGUUAAACUGCCGUCCCUAAACACAAUAC
Molecule: messenger RNA, 1147 nt
Organism: Vitrella brassicaformis
Lineage: Eukaryota; Vitrellaceae
Source: the annotation of a GenBank genome assembly